CGGGGGUUGUAGUUCUCCGGAAGCCCCGCGGAUUCCUCAUUUACAGUUAUGGCGGACAGAAGAAGGCGGCGGAGACGCGCUUCCCAGGACAGCGAGGAGGAAGAGGAGACCGGGAGUGAGAGUGCUGGCUCCGGGGGGGAGGCCAGGCCGCAGCCUCGGCCCGAAACCCGAGAACAACCUCCGAAACGAGUGGUGACCGUGAGAGACGGCAAGGAGUCCGAGUGUGAAAGUGAGGAUGGCAUUGAAGGAGAUGCUGUUUUGUCAGACUAUGAGAGUGCAGAAGAAUCUGAAGAAGAGGAGGAGGCGGUGGCGGCGGCUUGCUUCAGUGAGGAGGAGCCCCUAAAGACAACACUGAAACAGGAAACCAACCCUGCGGAGACAACUCCAGCCCCAAAAGAGGAGAAGUCCAAGACAAAGGAAGGAGUAACGGGGGAGCGGCAGAGUGGGGAUGGACAGGAAAGCACGGAGCCAGAUGAAAAUCAGAGCUCCAGAAAAUCCCAAAAGAAACUGGAUGAUGAUGAAGACAGGAAGAAUCCUGCAUACAUCCCUCGGAAGGGCCUUUUUUUCGAACAUGAUCUGCGUGGACACACUCAUGAUGAGGAAGUUAGACCGAAGGGUCGACACCCUCGCAAACUGUGGAAAGACGAGGGCCGGUGGGAACAUGACCGCUUCCGGGAGGACGAACAAGCCCCUAAGUCACGCGAGGAGCUUGUUGCAUUGUAUGGCUACGACAUUCGAUCCUGCAAAAACCCUGAAGAGAUUCGUCCGCGGCGGCCAAGGAAACCCAGAUUUAGUAGCCCUACCAGGAGAGAGGAGGCAGAUGAGAAACCCAACCGGCCUUCAAACCGUUACCAGGAAACAGACUCUAAUCCUCCACCUCGAUCUUACAGCAAUCGAAGUACACCUGGCUCUGGUAGAGCUCCCUCUUCAAGGACCAACCCCAGGCAAGGUGGAUACAAAGAGAGCCGUCCCAACUACCAGCAUGAAGAGGAAAAUGCUUCACACACACCUUCAGAGCGUAGACAAGAUUAUGGUGGUUACAGAACACGACAUACAGAGCAUGUCCCACCGCAGCCUAGAGAGGCUUCUCCUGAAGCACCAGCUCCCACAAAAGCUGAACCAGUAGUGGAGAAACAGUUGGCAGAACCAUCACCACCUCCUGUGGAUCGACCAGUAGAGAAAAAGUCCUACUCUAGGGCACGGAGAAGUCGUAUUAAAGGGGGGGAAACAGGAAAAAGUAUGGAAGAAACACUCCCUGAACUACCUCCUCCUCCACCACCAAUGCUCCCUGUGAUGGCUACAGAGAUCUCCCCUCCUGCCCCUGCUGUAAAAACUGCUGGCUGGGAGCAUCCUGUAGAGGGAGGGGUGCCUGGACUGGAUCAAGAAAUGUCACAGAUGAAUCUAUCCGAUCAGAACUGGAGCCAAGGACAAUCUCCAUAUAUUUCAAACCGCGGUAUUCCUAACCAUAUGCACAUGGCUGGAGGCCCACCGCAGUAUAGCCGCAUGGAAGGCAUGACGGUCCAGAGCGGACGUGUUAAGAGGUAUUCUUCUCAACGGCAGAGGUCUGUACCAGAACCGGCACCCAUUCACCUUGGAAUCAUGGAGGGGCAUUACUAUGACCCAAUUCAGUACCAGGGACCAAUAUAUGCUCACGGUGACAACCCAUCUUCCUUGCCCCCUCAGGGUAUGAUUGUACAGCCAGAAAUGCAUCUGCCCCACCCAGGAAUGCACCCACACCAAUCACCUGCUCCCAUGACCACCCCAAACCUUUACCCUUCACCAGUUUCCCUCCCUCCAAAUCAACCACCCCCUCAGCAGCUGCUGCCUCCUCCAUACUUCACUACACCUACUGGAGUGAUGAAUUUUGGAAAUCCAGGCUAUCCUUACAACCCUGGUGCCCUUCCCCCUCCACCACCACCUCAUAUAUACCCCAAUGCACAGGCCCAGUCCCAGGUAUAUGGGGGAGUCACCUACUAUAACCCUGUACAGCAGCAAGUACAACAGAAGCCUUCACCUCCCAGGCGUACUUCACAGCCAGUAACUAUAAAGCCACCCCCUCCAGAGGAAAACAGACAUAUGAAAACAAUAGAGAAAAACAAUUCAUAAAUAUAGACUGUUCAGCCAGAGGGAUCACUCUGGACCAAGAAGACCCUCGUCUCCCCUAUUUCUUUGUGAAUGAAGAACAGAUUCCAUCUUUAGUGCCGUGUACAGACCAAUCUAACAGAUUUUUCUUCCUGGAAAAUCUAUUGACCAGAAGGGGCUAACAUUCACCAAAUCCAUUGUUUUGUGUUUUGAGUAACAUUAACCGAAAUAUUACCUGGGACCUUGAAUAGACGGUUUGAAAGACUACUGUUUGGUUUAACUCCUUCAGAGAUGGAGGUGCCUCCUAACAAGUGUUAACCCUUUCACAACUAGAAUAACCAGUAACCUAUUGUUUGACUUGUAUAACAGCACAAAGUGUUACAUGCCUGUCUAGCUGAGAAAGGGUUUUUUUUUUUUGUCACCCAGUCUUGUUCUUUACAUUUUCUUGACCUAAACACACUGUGAUGGCUUUUUUUUUUUUUUGUUCUGUGUGUUUUUUAUUUUGGUUUUUCCUUCUUAAAAUAUGUAUUUUUGUGAACAACUAAAAUAUGUUAAUAAAAACUUAGUGAGGUUUUCUCCA
Molecule: messenger RNA, 2662 nt
Organism: Pelobates fuscus (common spadefoot toad)
Lineage: Eukaryota; Metazoa; Chordata; Amphibia; Anura; Pelobatidae
Gene: CASC3
Product: CASC3 exon junction complex subunit
Exons: 13
Coding region: 49-2106 (685 amino acids)
Biological process (GO): mRNA processing
Cellular component (GO): exon-exon junction complex
Molecular function (GO): mRNA binding
Source: RefSeq, a predicted model, not a curated record